Molecule: messenger RNA, 1804 nt
Organism: Salvelinus sp. IW2-2015
Lineage: Eukaryota; Metazoa; Chordata; Actinopteri; Salmoniformes; Salmonidae
Product: ryanodine receptor 1-like
Biological process (GO): intracellular calcium ion homeostasis; release of sequestered calcium ion into cytosol by sarcoplasmic reticulum; striated muscle contraction
Cellular component (GO): Z disc; calcium channel complex; sarcolemma
Molecular function (GO): ryanodine-sensitive calcium-release channel activity
Source: RefSeq, a predicted model, not a curated record
UGUAGAACCACUACCGAGGUGCAGGUCAGUCUCACCUUCUUCCUCUCUGUGCCAGCAUCUCUCACCUGAUUCCCUACACCUAGUCCACUGCUUGGCCUAAAGAAGCGUUUCAUUAGUGACACAUCUAGCUCAGUGUUCAGCUAUGUAAGAUCUGUUAUGAUCUGUGAUAUUUAGCAGUGGACAGUGACACACAAAGUAAUGGUUAAUGGAAGAAAAAUAACGAUUAUAUUCUUAUGAGACAACUGUCUCUCUCUAUGCUUGUGUACGUGUGCAUUCUUUAUUACAGGACUCCAGUCAGAUUGGUCUGCUGAAGGAACUCCUGGACCUGCAGAAAGACAUGGUGGUGAUGCUGUUGUCUCUACUGGAAGGCAACGUGGUGAACGGCACAAUCGCCCGCCAGAUGGUGGACAUGCUAGUGGAGUCCUCCAGUAACGUGGAGAUGAUCCUCAAGUUCUUCGACAUGUUCCUCAAGCUGAAGGACAUCACCGGGUCCGACGCCUUCCGAGACUACGUGACCGACCCCCGUGGCCUCAUCUCCAAGAAGGACUUCUACAAGGCCAUGGACAGCCAGAAGCAGUACUCUCCGUCUGAGAUCCAGUUCCUUCUGUCUUGUUCCGAGGCCGACGAGAACGAGAUGAUCAACUUUGAGGAGUUUGCCGACCGUUUCCAGGAGCCGGCCAAGGACAUCGGCUUCAACAUCGCCGUACUGCUCACCAACCUGUCUGAGCACGUACCCCACGAUACGCGACUACAGAACUUUCUUGAGCAAGCCGAGAGCGUCCUCAACUACUURAGACCCUUCCUUGGCCGGAUAGAGAUCAUGGGAGCCAGCAGGAAGAUCGAGAGGAUCUAUUUUGAGAUCAGCGAGGCCAACAGGAARCAGUGGGAGAUGCCGCAGGUCAGAGAGUCCAAGAGACAGUUCAUCUUCGACGUGGUCAACGAGGGCGGGGAGAGCGAGAAGAUGGAGUUGUUUGUCAACUUCUGCGAGGACACCAUCUUUGAGAUGAACAUCGCCUCACAGAUUUCUGAGGAGGAGGAAGAGGAGGUGGUAGACUCAGAGGAUGAAGAGGAAGAAGGAGGAGGAGGAGGAGAGUUGGACGAAAAUGGAGAAGAGAUGCCUCCCGAGUCGAGCUCGGCGUUCUCUGACUUCCUGACAAGCGUGGUGAACUUCUUCAACAUGUUCACCUUCAAGAARCUGCGGCGGCGCUACCGCAAGCUUAGAAAGAUGACUCUGAAGGAUAUGGUGGUGGGCUUGGCCACGUUCAUCUACACCAUCCUGUUUGGUAUCCUGUCUUUCAUCUACAGUGUGUGUAAGGGCUUCUUCAUGCUGAUCUGGAGCACCCUGUUUGGAGGGGAACUGGUAGAGGGUGCCAAGAAGAUCACGGUGACCGAGCUCUUGGCCAGCAUGCCGGACCCAACGCAAGAUGAGGUGCAUGACGAACUGCCACCUGAGCCAGGUGCCGAUGAGGGUCAGGAAGGGAUAGACGGAGGAGAGGAAAGAGAGGUGGGAGGAGGAGAGGAAGGAGAGGAGGGAGGGGAUGGUGAGGAGAAGGAGGGAGGACGGAUGCCUGGGUUCGACACCCCUGGUGGGCUGGGAGACUUUGGGGAGACCACAACUGUAGAGCCCCCCACUCCAGAGGGAACCCCACUGCUCAAGAGGAAACUGCUGGAAGCAACGUCCGGAGGAGAGGGGGAAGAAAGAGAAGAGACAGAACCAGAGGAAGAGACACCCCAGAGGAGGAGAAGGCUGAGUGAGCUUCUCUUUAUUGCUUUAAUUAUCGCGCUUUACUCACUGACUCACUGA